ACAAACGAAAAGUUGAUACAGUUUCAAUUUAGACUUCGCGAGCGAUGCAGUGAAUAAGAAUUAAUCAGGCCAAAGUUCAGUGAAUAUAAAGCAAACGACCCUUAAUAAGCUUUUCCAUAUUUUUUCCAUCUACUAAAAAAUCCCACAUAUACAAAAAGCAAAGAGAAGACAAAUUAUCAAACUCUUGGAAAACUGUUUAAAAAAUUAUUGGUUUCAAAAUCGCUAAUAAAUGAAAAACGAUCCAAAAAAACACCAAUCGAAAACAAUCAAAUACCGUUAAAUUUUUAAUGCUAAAAAGUUAAAAUAAGAAUUGAAAACCCAUUGAAAACUAGGUUUUGCUUACGUCUGCAGCAGUGAAAUCGAUUUUCCGAAGACAUAAGAUAGAAUUUUUGAAACAACAAGGGGGCGCAACAACGACUACGACUAAGACUACGACGACGGGGAAGACAUCGACUACGGCACGGCACGGCGUCGACAAAACGAUAAGAAAAAGUGAGACGAGUAGAGGUUGAUACUUAUAAACGAUAUGGCCGGCCAUAUGGUUUAUCAAUAUUGUGAUAAAAAUUAAUUUUGUUCAACGACUUAAAGGACACUUUUGUGCAAUUUCAACAAUCGCCAUCGCCAUCGCCAGCGCCACCAGGCCAAAGCUAGACAAGAUGGCUCUGUGUGUGGCUUCGGCCAUACCCAUUUUUGGGCUAGGUCUCCAUCUGCUGCUGCUCGCCAACCACCUGGCGUUUUGCGAAAUGUCGGUGUACCCAGCCUUCCGUAUAUUCUCAGGACUGCGUCGCAAGCCAUCAGCCCAAGCCCUACAGCAGCAAUUUGAUAUUUCCCCAGAUUUUUUAGCUCAAUUGAUGGAAGAUAACGCUCGCCGAAGGCUCCAACAACAAUUCGAACAGCAAUUGGAACUUAUCAAUUUGCAAAUGAAUCACCAUCGCCAACAACAAUACGGAGGACCAAAUCCCAUACAAUAUGACAAUCAGAAUGAUGAUGUUGAAUUUACUUAUAAAUUUGCACCAAACACAAAUAACGAUGGAACUCAAAAUGAGGAACGUAUUCCGUUUGCAGUAGAUCCUUCAGAUCCAAGGUUUUACGAAGAAGGUCCUAAAAUGUCUGAUGAUCUUUCAUCUUUCUAUGACGAAGAUGAAGAACAACAACAGCAGCAGCAACAACAGCAAGUGAAACAAGUUCCAGUCCAAGAACCGAAACAAAAUACCGAUGUUAAUUUCCAUCGAGUUAAGCCUCCAGUUGAUUUGACACCAAUGAAACCCGUACAGAAUUUGGCCUCGAAUGGGCGUGGUCGGGACGAUAUAAACGCUUUGAUUGAUAAGCUUCAAAAGGAGGGAAAAGCUGGUGCUAUUGUUAAUUCUCAAAUUAACGGACAUGACGAGCAUGUCGUUGUCCGGCAGCAUAUGGGCAUCGAAGGUGACAUGGGAAUGUACGUUGUUGCGCUGAUUGCCGGAGUAAGUGCAGCCGUGACUGUCGGACUGAUUGCCUUGGGCAUUGCAUGGUACACUCUGCAGAAAAAAACUAAAGCCGCUGCAGACGUGGAAUAUCCAGCGUAUGGAGUAACCGGGCCUAAUAAAGACAUUUCACCAUCUGGUGAUCGAAGGCUCGCCCAGAGUGCCCAAAUGUAUCACUAUCAGCAUCAGAAGCAGCAGAUCAUAGCAAUGGAAAAUCGUCAAGCCGCCGAGGGUCAUGGUGGAUUGUCGGACGUUGAGAGUGACGAUGACAACGAGGAGGGUGAUUAUACUGUUUACGAGUGUCCUGGCUUAGCCCCGACUGGCGAAAUGGAAGUUAAAAAUCCUCUUUUCUUAGAUGACACCCCAGUUACUCCAAUAACUGCUGGUAAUCAAACACAAACUCCAUCAUCACAACAAUCACCCCAAAAACAACCUCCAUCACGUAAAACAUCAAAAUCAUCAUCAUCCAAUCAUCCAGGUGUUACAUCAUCGUCAUCAUCAUCUGCACCUCCAACAGCUUCAUCUGAAAACCCUGCAGUUGCUCCAACAGCUGGUGGUGAUAAGAAAAAUGACGGAAAGUAAUUUCUUCGUAAAAAUUCAACAAAAGAAUUAAUAACUUUUCGUUUUGUUUAGAUAAAUAAUAAUUUAUAGUUUUAAUUUGUUUUUAAAAUGUAUUUUUUAAUUUUUAAAAUAAAUGUCUUGGAACAAGAUUAAAACAAAAGAAAACAAAAUAUUAAAUCAGAUCUUCCUACUGUUAAAAGUGUCAAAAAUCUAAAUGUUAUUGUUUAGAAUUUAGUUUUUCAAAUUUUGUUUUUUAAUAAUAUAAUUGUUUUUUAUUUAUUUUUAUCCAGCCUUAGUGCUUAAAAAAAUAAAAUUCUUCACAUAUGGAUUGUUAACACAAUGAAAAAGAAUAACUAAGCUUAUGUAUUUGAACGUAUGUAGAUAUAAUAUUAUAUAAAUAUGAGAAAACAAAAAUCCAAGUCAAUUUAUAAUUUUUCAAUUAUGUACUAAAAACUAAAGAGAAAACAUAUUUAAAAAAAAGAAGCACUUUUAAUUCUUAGUGUUUUUUUAUUUUUCAUUUUCUUUUUGUUUGAUAUGGAAACACCACACAAACAAACCACACUAUUCGUUAGUGCAAGUUUGACAGUGUCCUGUCAAAUUUGUCACCCUCAAAAUGUCUGUGGUGAGUUCUUAAACAGAUUGAGGUGAGUUCCUAUAUAACAAACGUACUGGAACGCACUCCAAACUAUACAACUUAUGCAACUAUAUCCGAGCCUAGAGAUAUGUCUAUUUAUAAAAAUUAUUUAUUUUUCUUCCAAUAUUUUUGGUUGAAAGCUAGUUCUAAAAAAACAACAAAAAUGCAGAAAGUAUUUUACUUUUUAUUAUUUGCACAUAUUUUCAACUCUAAAACUUAUAUUAUUAAAUUUAAUUUAAAAAAAACGAACUGCUGGUUAACAAAAGAGAAAAAAAACUUGUUUAUAAAAUGAAAAUAAUAUGGAAAAAUAAACCAUGACUUGUCGUUGGUAAAAGUAUAUAUAUACAUAUAUUUUAUUUGAAUGAGAAAAUCUAUAUUUAAAGUUAAAACUUAAAAAUUAUAUAAAUUAUUAAAGAAACAAAAAAUGAAGAAAAAAAAAACAAAAUAAAUAUAUUAUAUAUUUUCUUAAUCGUAUAUUUAUGUACCUAUUAAUUGUAUAAAUCAGAAAAAAAUCAUAACAUCUAUUAUACUAUAAACAAAAAUUUAUUAACUUAAACAAAAAACAAAAACAUUUAUUAAUCUUUUUAAUACUACCAACCAAAAAAAAAAAAAAAACAUAAACAAAAAAAUAAAAUUUAAUACUAUAUCGGUGGGAAUACAUUUUUGUGUUAGGCUAUGUGGUUAUUUGAUGUAAUUUGGAAUCUGAAAAACAAAAACUUUGUAAAAUAUUCGCUAAAAUUUAUUUAUAAAUUAAAUUUUAAAUUAUAAAAUCCCUGUCUAUUAAAUUUUUAACAAAACCAAAAACGUACUUAGUCACAAAAUAUGCUGGUUCGGUGUUUUUGUUUGAGUCUCUAUCUUAUGCAACGGACGACAUGUGAAAAAGAAAAAUUAAAUUUCAUGAAAAUGAUACCAAUUUAUAAAUUAGAAAAAUCACAAAAUAAAGAAGUUUAAAUAACAAAAAAUAAAAAAAAUAUAAACUGAAUUUAUGAACACAAUUUGACUGAAAAUAUUUUACAUUAAAAUUAAUUAAAAUAAAGCAAAACAAAAAUGAUGAAUUAUAACCUACUGUUUCAAUUAACAUUUUUAAAAAAGCAAAAUGCAAGCAUUUCAUCCAUCAAUCAAUUAUUUUCAAAAAAAAACAACCAAACAUUUAAAAACAAAAAACGUUAAAAUUCAAUUUUUUCGCAAAAUUUGCAUUAAAAUGUUAUCUUCUACAACCAAUCACAGAAUAUAUCUAACAAAUUAAUAGAAAUUAAAAUUUGAUUAAUUAAAAAACAAACAAAACACAAUUUACAAUCAAUUUAUUAUGACUUUAGACAAAAACAAAAAAAUAUUAAAAUAAAGGACAUACAACAAAAUAUAAACUAAAUUCAAGAAAAAAACAAACAUUUGUUGCUCCUGGUGGUGAAUAUGAUUGAUGAUAUUUUGUACAAAUCUCUGAUUCAAAAAUAUGUAAAAAUUCAGAUCCAUGUUUACAGAAAUCUACGUAUUUUCACAAAAAAUAA
This is a messenger RNA of Eupeodes corollae, 4160 nucleotides long. RefSeq lists its product as uncharacterized. The transcript is spliced from 4 exons. The coding region runs from base 657 to 2042 and encodes 461 amino acids. Lineage: Eukaryota; Metazoa; Arthropoda; Insecta; Diptera; Syrphidae. Gene Ontology annotation, cellular component: membrane. The record is from RefSeq and is a predicted model, not a curated record.